Messenger RNA from Cylicostephanus goldi, 549 nucleotides. The record is from the annotation of a GenBank genome assembly. NCBI's taxonomy places the organism in Eukaryota, Metazoa, Nematoda, Chromadorea, Rhabditida, Strongylidae.
AUGCAAAUUUUUAGAUCUAGUCUCCUCAUCUGUGUUAUUUCUACCAUCUGCCCCACCGGUUGGACUACUUACCAUGACUCUUGUUACUUCUUUAACAAUCCACCUUCGGAGUAUGAAAAGGCUCUGGCGAAAUGUUAUGAGAUGGGAUCAAAUCUCUUCGUAGCGGAAACGCUCGAAGAAUGGGAAUACGUAAAUGAACAUUCGACAGUGAGCACAUGGAGCUGGAUCGGUCUUACUAUGGAAGAUGAUCAACAAAAUCCCAAAUGGCUUACUAGCGGCGCAAUGAAUCCACUUGAAAUUGUGUUUUUCGCGAACUUUCCCGAUGGUCUGCAAAAUCAUUUUUUUUUCAGCAACUGGCUAGUCAAACCAUUUGUCGCUUCUUCCAAUGGAUGGUCAGCAUCGGCAAAAUGUGCGGCUCAUUUGAAUGUUCCCAAAGCCGGAAGCGACUACACUUUCUUCAUCCCAUGCACUUUGCAAGUGAAUUCUAUUUGUGAGAAAAACGCAACGCUUUUCCCUCGCAUUUGGGAUCAUGGAUUGAUAGGCCUGUAA